AGUCUAUGAGUCUGUGAGACAGAGAGCGAGAGAGAGAGUACAAGCAAUUGAAGAGUGAAUGAGUGAACAGUGAAUACAAUAAUAGAGAGUAAUAGCAAUACAAGACUACAACACAUACUAUACUAUAAUCGCAGCCAAUCUGUUGUUCCACUAAUUGUUUCCACAAAUCAAUACAUUAUUUAAUUUAAUUGACAUUUUGUUUGACAACAAAACCGCAUAGAAUUGACUCAAACACACGACUACUACUCGAGCCGUCACUCAAUACACACCAUAACAGUUAUUGGAUUUGAUCCCAAAGUGAUAUCGUGUUAACGCGAAGCCAAGAGUGAGAUCUCGUGGUCAGGCAUUGAAUUGGCGAAGAGAUAGCGAUCAGUUUGUCGACCAAAUGAUGGCCACAGACAUGAAGUUCGGCCCCGAAUGGCUGAGAGCGUUGUCAGACGGCGGCCCCAACUCCUCGCAGACGGGCACAGGGGGUCCGCCCGCGCCGUCCGCACCGCAGAAGUAUAAACUGUCUGAAUAUCGAUACGGAAGAGAAGAAAUGCUGGCGCUCUUCAACCAUAACCUCAAACCUCCCGAGAGUUUAGCGGAGUUUCCGCACCUUUUUGUUGAGAAAAUGCAAUUACCGUUAGCUCUGAUCAACAUGUCUGAGGAAGAAUCGCGGCUUUGGAAUCGUGUCAACAGUGAUGUUGUGCUAAGACUUAUGGGUAAAGGAGGCAAUGGACCCGAAAGAGGCGACCGACCCGUUCCCGAAAGGGGCGGCGUAUCGAUGAGAGCCGGCAGAGGGGGUAGUGUUCCUGAAAGAGGCCGCGGCAGAGGUCGUGGCGGUUAUUAUCAUCGCGGAAAUUAUGAAGAGAGCGGCGAUAGUCCUCCAGAACGGCGAGACUUUCUCGGAGGGAGGAGUAAAGUGUUUGAACGAAAUCACAGCUUAAAUGAAGAGAACAUUAAUCCAAGAGAGAAGAGAGGAUACGAAAGAAGUUUUAGUCGCGGCGGUGGUGUCGGCACUGCUGUCGAAGAUUUGCGUAAAAACAAUUCGCGUUCGUCUUCUGUGGAGAACUGGAGGACUGGCGGAAGGGGUGAAGACAGAGAGGGCUGGAGGACAGCCAGAGGGUCGGCAGAAAACAACUGGAAUAAUAGCGUUACUAAUCGGAGCGCUUUGUGGCGAAAGGACUAUAACAGACAUCCGGAGUCGUGGGAAGAGAUCGAGGAUCCGGACCGCAGAGGGUCUCUACCGGAAUGGAGUCUCGAAGACCCGUCCGAUGUCGACGCCAAAGUGGGAACGUUUGACGCUUCCGGUGCUUUCAGAGAGGAUACCAAUGAAGACGAAGAAACCAAAUAUGAUAACGAAUUGGACGACGAGAAUAGAGACGACUCGAGAGAAACCCUAAAAAGUGAUGACAUUUCCAAAAGGUCUAAUCAAAACUCAAAAUCACUUAAUAAUGAGUUUCAAAAGGAGUCUAAAAUUGCAAAACAAAACCAAAACAUUGAUAAAUCGAUAAAAAACGAUGAGAACAGUGACAGCAAAGAGUCGACUCUAAACGUGUUGAAACAGUUACAGCAGAAGUCGGCCCAAUCGUCGGCACAGUCCUCAUCACAAACGCCUACAAACUCUUCAAAUAAAUUAUUUAAAACAAACGCUUCAUUGAAUUCUAAUUCAAACUCACAUAACAUUAACAAGAAUUCGUCAGAAGAGGACGGAUUCGGACAAUUCGCACAUCUGGAGAAGGAGGCCGAGAAUAUGGUCGCCCAGUGGACGGCCGACGACGAGCCCAAAGACAACAAACAGCGGUUGGCGGCCGUCGUCGCCGCCGAAGAGCAGCCGUCGGGCGGUGUUGUUGUGCUUCCGAUACAACACGACGACGCGUUCAAGUGGUUCUAUCGCGACCCACAGAACGAAAUCCAGGGUCCGUUCACUCCCCACGAGAUGUACGACUGGUUUACUGCCGGUUACUUCGCAAUGGAUCUUCUAGUCAGGCGCGGAUGCGAUGAGUACUUCUCACAGUUGGGAGAACUGCUCAAACUCUGGGGUUGCAUACCAUUCAUUCUGGUUCACGGCCAGCACCCGCCCCUCCGCGCCCAAUCAUCCACUCCCUCACACCCAUCACAUCCCGCACCGCAACCAUCCCAUCAUCCCAUGGCAUCGUCACACAUACGUCAUCCGCAGCCAUCAAAUCCCACUCCACAUCCAUCGCAAGCACCACAACCACAGCAACCCGUAUUGACAAACCAACAGAGUGUUGAUAUGCAGUCACAGUUGAGGCAACUGUUGGCUCAACUCAAAAAACAAGAGGGCUUUUCCGAACUGUCACAACAACAACAACAGGAAGUGCUGGUCCAGCGCUACGUCCUUCUCGAACAACAGCGACAGCAAUCACUUCAGUCAUCCAUUCCGACCAGAACUGCGAAUGAGGACAAUGUCUCACAACAAAUGGCAGCUCUGGACAGGUUGUCGGGUCUGCGAAUUGACGGCAAUCGAUCCCAACAACAAAUGGUCAACAAUAACAACAGUCACCAAAACGUGUCGAGUAUUUGGGACUUGAAUACCGGCGCUCUUUCAGUGUCUGCCAUCGAAGAGAUGCAGCGAAAGGAACAGGAGUUGAAAGAACUCGAAGAGCUUAAGGAGAGACGUAAGGCUUUCGAAGAGGAACAGAACCGCAAGAAGUUAGAGCAACAACAGGAAGAGAUGCAAAGACACAUGAAUGAGGAACGCGAGCGCAAGUUUCAAGAGAUCCAGAAGAAGCUCGAAGACGAAAGAAUGAGAGCUCAAGAACUCCUCCGCAAACAAGAAGAAGAGAAUAGACGGCGCGAAGAGGAGGAGAGGCUCCGUAUGGAAGAGGAGGAGCGCCGCACUGCCGAAGAACAGAAGAGGCGUCACGAAGAGUUGCUCCGAUUGGAAGAGUACGCCCGACGACAAGCGCUUCAGGAGGAAGAGAAGCGACGACAGAUGGAAAUGGAGAAAGAGAGACAACGACAGCAAAUACACGAAAUGGAAAGGGAGAGAGCGAUGGAAAUGGAAAGACUGAGACAACUUCAACAGCAACAGCAGAACCAACAACAGCUACAACAGGAGGCUAUGAUUAAACUCCAACAACAGAGAGAGGAGAGACAGCGCAAGGGUUGGGGACAGACAGCGCCCGAACCGAACCAAAAGCCACAAAAUUCGCUUUCAUUGGACGACAUUCAGAGACUUCAAGAGGAGAAGGAACGCGAAGAGCGACAGAGGAAAGCGUUGCAACAGAAGCACAUGCAGGCGCUGUUCGCAGCCCAACAACAGCAACAGAACAAGCAAUCGUCGGGUUGGGCCGCCACCACCUUUCAGCCGACCGCCGCUCCCCUCAAGACGUUGGCUGACAUACAGCGAGAAGAGGCCGAGAAAGUGGCGAAACAGCGGGUGAUUGAGAAUAAGAAACAACAAACACAAGUGACUAAUAAUGUGCCAAACGCUGGCAUUUGGAACAAUGCCAACAAUCAGCUCUUUGGACAGUCUAUUCCGCCACCGAUCCAGACCUCGUCGGCGAAGAGCAACAAUAACAACGCCGUUUCCAUCGGCUUCUGGGAACCGGAAUCUCGAAAAGUUCAGACCAAUAGAGCCAAUGAAAGUGCCUUACAUUCAAUGCAAACCAAUUCAAAGGGCAAUACAAAUAACACUCAAUUUCAGACAAAAAUCAGUGCGAGAGACAAAAAAGAUGAGGAAUCAGUUUUGCGACUCUUUGAACACCAAAGGCGACAAAAAAACGACGAAUUCACGCAAUGGUGUAUUGAAGCCCUUUCUAAAUAUCAGUCAAGUGUUGACAUUCCGACAUUCAUAGCAUUUCUAAAGGACGUGGAAUCUCCCUUCGAAAUCAAUGAUUACGUUCGUUCAUAUCUCGGAGAGGGGAAAGACGUCAAAGAGUUCGCCAAACAGUUCAUCGAAAGGCGAUCUUAUUUCCGAAAUCGGGCCAAAAAGGAAGCCUCAGAGGAGCUGAUGUGGGGACCGGCACCGGCCAUAACUCCGUCCGCAAACAAAUUAAGUCAACCGAACGCGUGUGCAGUCAAUUCGGUGACCAAUAAUAGCGAUAUAGAUAUGAGUGGUUUCAUCCAGAGCUCCAAAAAGAAGAAGAAAGGCAAACGUGUGAUCGACAACUCCAUACUGGGCUUCACAGUACAGGCAGAUCCCGACCGUAUGGCCGGUGAGAUCGAACAGAUCGAUGACUGAAUACCGCAUAUAAUAUAACCAUCCGUUUGACGAAUGAAAAUGAAAACACAAUUAUUUCUGUCGAAACAAAUCCUUAAAGUGUUGACUAAAUGUACAGUAUUUGGAGAUAUAUUUACUUAUUUACAGCUUAAGUAUAUAUAUAUAUAAAUGUUAUUAUAAUUGAAAAACUUAUUAAACGAUUUAACUCUUCACACAUUUAAUUAACUAAAUGACAGAAACAAAUCGACGGGUUUUUGAAACAAAUCAAUUGAAAAUUGUUUUUAUUAUUAAAUAUAAAAUUCUAUAGAAUAUAAAGGAAUGGGAAGUUCUCUCAGACCUCAACACAAAUUACAAAUAAAAUAUCAAAAAAUUA
This is a messenger RNA of Medioppia subpectinata, 4544 nucleotides long. The record is from the annotation of a GenBank genome assembly. Lineage: Eukaryota; Metazoa; Arthropoda; Arachnida; Sarcoptiformes; Oppiidae.